Molecule: messenger RNA, 1101 nt
Organism: Orycteropus afer afer
Lineage: Eukaryota; Metazoa; Chordata; Mammalia; Tubulidentata; Orycteropodidae
Gene: APOA5
Product: apolipoprotein A5
Exons: 3
Coding region: 1-1101 (366 amino acids)
Biological process (GO): reverse cholesterol transport; cholesterol homeostasis; high-density lipoprotein particle assembly
Cellular component (GO): high-density lipoprotein particle; extracellular region; blood microparticle
Molecular function (GO): phospholipid binding; cholesterol binding; phosphatidylcholine-sterol O-acyltransferase activator activity
Source: RefSeq, a predicted model, not a curated record
AUGGCAAGCAGGGUUGCAGUUCGGAUCUGGGCUCUGGCCCUCCUCUCAGUGUCUUCAGCUGCUCAGGCACAGAAAGGUUUCUGGGACUACUUCAGUCAGAGCAGUGGGGACAAAGGCAGGGUGGAGGAGAUCCAGCAGCACAAGCUGGCACAGGAGCCCAUGAGUCUGAAACGCAGCCUCAACAAUAUGGACAAGUUUCUGGAAAAGCUAGGCCCUCUGAAUGGUCAGGGAUUAGAGUCUCCUUCGCUGCCACUGGAUCCAGUGGGCAUGCGACAGCAGUUGCAGGAGGAGCUGGAGGAGGUGAGGGCACGCCUGGCGCCAUACAUGGCCGAGACACACGAGCGCGUGGGCUGGAAUCUGGAGGGGCUACGGCGUCAGCUGAAGCCCUACACAGUGGAGCUGAUGGAGCAGGUGGCCCUGCGAGUCCAGGAACUGCAGGAGCAGUUGCGCGUGGUGGGGGAGGACACCAAGGCCCAGCUGCUGGGGGGCGUGGAGGAGGCACGAAGCAUGCUACUGGAACUGCCGAGCCGCGUGGCGCACCAUACCGACCGUGUUAAGGCUCUCUUCCACCCGUACGCAGAGCGCCUGGUGACUGGCAUCGGGCGCCACGUGCAGGAGCUGCACCGCAGCGUGGCGCCCCACGCCCCCGCCAGCCCCGCGCGCCUCAGCCGCUGCGUGCAAAUUCUCUCGCGCAAGCUCACGCUCAAGGCCAAAGCGCUGCACGCGAGCAUUCAGCAGAACCUGGACCAGCUGCGCGAUGAGCUCAGCGCCUUUGCCGGCGUUGGCACUGGUGCGGCUGAGCAGGGUGCAGGCCCCGACCCCCAGGUGCUCUCUGAAGAGGUACGUCAGCGGCUCCAGGCUUUCCGUCGCGACACCUUCCUGCAGAUAGCCGCCUUCACCCAAGCCAUUGACCGGGAGACGGAGGAGAUCCAGCAGCAGCUGGCGCCACCCCCUCCAGGCCACAGUGCCUUCGCUCCUGAAUUCCUCCAAACCGACAGCCGCAAGGCCCUGAGCAAGCUCCAAGCUCGUCUGGACGAUCUGUGGGAAGACAUCAAUCACAGUCUUCAGGACCAGGGCCCUAGCCAUCUUGGGGAGUCCUGA